AUGCUCGGCUCGGCUCGACUCUGUUCGGCUCGGGUCAGGUCAGCUCGGUUAGGGUCGGUUCGGCUCGGCUCGGCUCGGCUCGGCUCGGCUCGGCUCGGCUCGGCUCGGCUCGGCUCGGCUCGGCUCGGCUUGGCUACAGCCCACGGCACCGGCGCUUCUAGCGUUCGGCCACCAGGGGGCGGUACGGCAAGUGGCGUAUUCCUCGAGAGGAGGCUGAUUUGGGAUUAUGAGGGUCGUGGGUCAGGCCGGGGAGCCCCAGACCGCUGGGACCAGGAAACGCCGAGGUGCAUGCCCAGCCGGCUCGGGCUGCUUUCCUUCCUCCACCGCAGCCCUUUAGCUCCGCAGGGGCUCGAGGCUGAGGCCGGAACCACAGAAGCUACUGAAGUCCGGGCUCAGCCGCGUGAGUUUCCUGGGUGCCAGGAGGCCCUGGGAGGAGACGCCUCACCCUGGCACUGUGGCCGGCUCUGCCCUGCGCCGGACGCCGCCCCAGGGCUCUGUCCCUGCAGGCCCCGUACCUCGGGGACGGCUCCUUCUGCCGCGCCUCCCGCCGCACCCGUGACGCGCGGUGCUAGCCCCGCAGGCCCCACGGAGCGGGACUGGCGUGGGCUUUGCACGUUUUCCUUAGCCGGCUUCACAUCCUUGCCCAGGGCUGUAGGCGUGCAGAGUGGCAGAGGCCAGGGAGCGUCCAGACCACAGGCACAGCACCCACCGGAAAACGCCGCAGACCUCAAGACGUCUGUCAGCUUCGCAGAGAGAUGUUGCCUUCCGUGUUUCUAGCAGCACAACUCCAAGCCUCACCCAACAAAAGUGCCUUAGAAACUUCGUUCACCACAGUUCUGCACAGGGUUAGCUUCUCUGGGGCGGGGCGGUGGAGUGAGUUAGAGACAAACUGAAUAAUAAUAUCACCGGGCAUGGUGGCACACGCCUGUA
This is a messenger RNA of Chinchilla lanigera (long-tailed chinchilla), 930 nucleotides long. RefSeq lists its product as uncharacterized. The record is from RefSeq and is a predicted model, not a curated record. NCBI's taxonomy places the organism in Eukaryota, Metazoa, Chordata, Mammalia, Rodentia, Chinchillidae. The transcript has 4 exons. Bases 1 to 777 code for a protein of 258 amino acids.